AGGAUGGAGAGUUCCUCCAUUUACGCCUGCGCAGUUAGCGGCGUCUGACCUUCCCCGCAGUCACCAUGUUUGCCAGAACCAGCACUUUGGUUUUCCAGCCUCAAUGUGGCCAAGUCAGGACCAUGGCUACACUGAAGGACAUCACCAUGCGUUUGAAAUCCAUCAAGAAUAUCCAGAAGAUCACCAAGUCCAUGAAGAUGGUUGCUGCAGCAAAGUAUGCAAGGGCUGAAAGAGAACUGAAGCAAGCUCGAGUCUAUGGAACUGGUGCCCUAGCCCUGUAUGAAAAAGCAGAGAUCAAGUCCACUGAAGACAAGAGCAAGCACAUCAUUAUUGGAGUGUCCUCUGAUCGUGGUCUUUGUGGUGCCAUUCACUCAAAUGUUGCUAAGGCUAUCAAGAGUGAAAUUGCAAAUCUGACAAGUGCUGGGAAGGAGAUAAUGGUGAUUAGUGUUGGUGACAAGCUGAGAGGUCUGCUGUACAGGACUCAUAAAGACCACCUUCUGCUUAAUUUCAAGGAAGUAGGGCGUAAACCUCCAACCUUUGGAGAUGCAUCGGUCAUUGCCACUAAUCUGAUAAAUUCUGGAUAUGAAUUUGACCAAGGAUCUGUCAUUUACAACAAAUUCAGGUCUGUUAUCUCAUACAAGACUGAUGAGAAGCCUGUGUUCUCUGUUGAUACUAUUGCAAACUCAGAAAACAUGGGAAUUUAUGAUGACAUUGAUGCGGACGUGCUGAGAAAUUACCAGGAGUUCGCUUUGGUCAACAUUAUUUACUACAGCUUGAAGGAGUCCACCACAAGUGAGCAGAGUGCCAGGAUGACUGCUAUGGACAAUGCCAGCAAGAAUGCUUCUGAGAUCAUUGACAAGCUGACUCUUACAUUCAAUCGUACACGUCAAGCUGUUAUCACCAAAGAGCUUAUUGAAAUUAUAUCUGGUGCUGCUGCUCUGUAAAUGUGGAACACCAGUUACUUUCCAGACUUGCUGAGCGUCUGCUGUUCAUGUUAACAACUGUUGGUCAAUUGUUUUGUCAAGAAUUUAUGGAAACCCUUCAGUCUGUUUGUAAAUUAUUUGAAUAAACAUCUUGCACAGAA
Polyodon spathula (Mississippi paddlefish) is the source of this 1084-nucleotide messenger RNA. RefSeq names its product ATP synthase subunit gamma, mitochondrial-like. The coding region runs from base 66 to 944 and encodes 292 amino acids. The record is from RefSeq and is a predicted model, not a curated record. Gene Ontology annotation, molecular function: proton-transporting ATP synthase activity, rotational mechanism. Lineage: Eukaryota; Metazoa; Chordata; Actinopteri; Acipenseriformes; Polyodontidae. The transcript is spliced from 9 exons. Gene Ontology annotation, biological process: proton motive force-driven ATP synthesis.